Encephalitozoon romaleae SJ-2008 is the source of this 8457-nucleotide messenger RNA. Its product is annotated as Willebrand factor type A domain-containing AAA ATPase. Lineage: Eukaryota; Fungi; Microsporidia; Unikaryonidae. Bases 1 to 8457 code for a protein of 2818 amino acids. The record is from RefSeq and is a predicted model, not a curated record. Gene Ontology annotation, biological process: ribosomal large subunit assembly; rRNA processing. Gene Ontology annotation, cellular component: preribosome, large subunit precursor. The transcript has a single exon. Gene Ontology annotation, molecular function: ATP binding; ATP hydrolysis activity.
AUGAAGUUUAAGAAGCACAAGAAGAACGAUAUCAGAGUUGGAUUGUUAGGGAAUUUUGAUAGACUAGCCACAGAGGCUGUGAGGCUUAGGGUUGCUGUUGCAGUGUAUGGAGAAGUUGGAAAGACUUCAUUGGUGAGUAAGCUUCACUCCGAACUUUGCGAUGAAGAAGGACGGUUGGUUGAGAUUGAUUCUCGCGAGAUAACUGAUGCAAGGACAUUAGGAGGAUUUUAUGCGAUCAAAGGGGGGGACGUUGAAUACGUAAAAGGAUUGCUGAUUGAGUCAAUGAAGAGUGGAGAUUGGGUAUUGUUCAAAAGGAUAGAUAAGAAUCAUGGGUUGCUACAAUAUCUUUUCACGGUUAUCAAAUAUAGGAGACUACUGGGCAAUAAUGGAGAAGAAGUGUUGGCACACGAUAACUUCAGGCUAUUCUUUACUUCUGAGGAUAGAUUUGAGGUGGAUGAUGUUGUGUUUGUAGGUCCUCUUAGAUUUAUGUUUGAAGAUGUAAUGAAUAUAUUUGAAGUGGAGUGUGUUAGAAGGCUUCUUAUCAAAGUUCUUGAGAACAUUUCUGGCCUGUGGAAGGGAUGCAUGAGGGACAAGGGGGAAGAGUGUCAAUCCAGCUGCCCUAAGAAUGAAUGCAGAAGCAAUGGAUGGUGUUUGUCGAAGGAAACUGGAGUUUGUGGAGCACAUUUCCGAUCUCUUCUGAAAAUAAAGAAAAGGAUAGAGAAUAUCAAUGGGACUGGGACCGAGGAGCGGGUGAGAAUAUAUCAGUCUGUAUGUAAUGUCUUGUUAAAACACGGAUCUGAUUCUUUAAGAUGUUUCCUUGCCUUGACCGAAGUUCCUAGUAUCUCUCUUCAUGGGACAGAUUUUGCUAAAACCAGUUGUGUUGAGUGGGGGAUUUUCAACCUUCUAUGGAACAUCAGUCACCGAGACCAUACAUUGCUUAUUGGAGACACGGGUGUUGGAAAAACAUCAAUGAUCCAAUAUCUUAGUCUGAAGUCCCACUUCUUCCUAGGAAGACAAACCAGAUUAAGAAUUGUGAACAUGUCGGCAGAUUUUGAUGGAACGGAUUUAAUCGGAGGAUAUGGAACAUUAGAUAUGAACAAAGCCAUAGAAAGGUUGUGCAAUGAAGAAAAAAUAACUGUGCCGGUUUGUUACGGUAACAGACAGAAGCUUGAAUAUUUGAGACACAAAAUUUCUCUAAAAGUCAGAGAAGGGAUCUCUAGUUCUGCGGGUUCUAUCAAGAAGAUUGAUGAUUUGGUUAAACUACUGGAAAAGAAGGUACAUUUUGUGUACAAAAAAGGUAUUCUGACUGAAUGCAUGAUAAAUGGAGAAUGGCUACUUUUGGAUGAAAUCAAUCUUUCUUCUGAAGAGACAUUGAACCUGAUAGAUGGUGUGUUAGGAAAAAGGGAGAUCCUCCUCUAUGAAAGUGGGGAUGUGAAGCCGCUUCGAAUUCAUCCUGGGUUCAUGCUUUUUGGUUGUAUGAAUCCUGGGGGAGACUUUGGAAAGAAAAGAUAUGAGGGGAUUGAAUUCAACACUGUUUAUGUGCAUGACUUUAGCACUUCUUUGAAAGAUAUCAGUCUUGUGAUUCAUUCUGUACUUGGAUAUGAAGUAUCGGAAGAAAAAAAGGGAAAAAUAGGAGAAUUCUUUCUGGAGUUGAAGAACAAGGUUUUGAAGAAUGAGCUUAGUAAUGUGGUUGAGCCUCUGAUUAGUGGACGAAGUCUUGUUCGAGUGCUUAAUUUUAUUAGAAAGAAGAGUGAGGAAGAAUUUGAGCGAGGGGUGUAUGAAGCAUUUGAUCUAUUUGUGUUUACUCAGCUGGAUUUUGUUAGCCGCUCAAUUGCAACCACGCUUUUAUCCAAAUACUUUACUGUCCAGGCUGAAUCUAUGGAGAAAACUAGAGUUAAGGAUGGAUUUGUUCUAACACGUAGGAUUCAAACGUAUCUAAGAAUCAUGGAACUGGCCAUUAUAUCGAACUAUCCUUUGCUAUUACAAGGAGACACAUCUACUGGAAAGACGAGCAUGGUUUUAUUUUUGUCUAGAGAGAUGAAUAGACGUGUGAUCAGAAUAAACAACCAUGAGCAUACUGAAGCAUCAGAUUAUAUUGGUAGCUUUACCUCUACAAGCAAUGGAAUCGAGUUUAGAGAGGGAGCUCUUGUAAAGGCUAUGAGAAGGGGAGAUUGGGUUGUUCUUGAUGAAUUGAAUCUUGCAUCUAGUGAUGUUCUUGAAGUACUGAAUAGGCUUUUGGAUGAUAACAGGCAAAUAUAUAUUCCCGAGACCGACGAGAUUAUCACUCCUCACAAGAACUUCCGAAUAUUUGCUACACAAAACAUAGGAUAUGGAGGUAGGAAAGGAUUGAGUAAAGCAUUUAGAAACAGAUUUGUGGAAAUGUUUUUCUGCGAAAGUAGCGAAGAGGAGAUAUUAGAGAUAUUACAUGGAGCAUCCAAACUUCCCAAAAGCUUCUGCAAGAAGAUGGUUGAGGUUUAUGGUGGGCUUAGGUCCAAAAGAAGUAUUAAUGCAUUGGUAACACUUAGGGAUCUUUUCAAAUGGUCUGGAAGAGUGCCUAGGACCCUAGAUGAGGUGUGUUUUCUAGGAAUGGGUAUAGUAUAUGAGAGGCAAAGAGAACCAAGAGAUAGAAGAUGGGUAUACCAGAUUUUUUCGGAGUCGUUUGGGAAGAUGAGUGUUGAGAGAUAUGGAAGAAUAAUCAUAGGGGAGGAAAAAGAAUGCCUGAGAGAUAUACUGAUUGGAAAGAGCAUCAAAUUUACUUUUGAGGAACUUCGAGGAAGAAAUUUUGUGCUUACUGAUACAUUUAAGAAGCUUAUAAACCUGGUGGUUUUAGCAUGGGGAUCAAAGGAGCCUAUUCUGAUUGUUGGGGAGACAGGAAUAGGAAAGACAAGGGUAUGCGAAAUAGUUGGAUCAUUGUUUGAAACAAAGAUUGUUACUCUAAGCAUGCAUAAGGGUAUAGAAAGUUCUGAUUUUAUUGGGAAUUUUGUAUUUGAGAAUUCAAAGGUUGUGUGGAGAGACGGACCACUGGUAAAAGCUAUGAAGAACGGAGAUGCUUUUCUCAUUGAUGAAAUAAACCUGGCAGAGGAUUCUGUUCUUGAGAGGCUUAACAGUGUACUAGAAUCGCAACGCACGUUAUACAUAGCAGAGACUGGAAAAGAAGUUGUUGCUCAUGAAAAGUUUAGGAUAUUAGCCACGAUGAAUCCUGGAGGAGACUUUGGAAAGAGAGAGUUAAGCCCUGCUCUCAAGAAUAGAUUUACGGAGAUAUACUUUGAAAUCUGCUUGAGUGAAGUUCCUAUGAUAUUUGACUAUCUUAUAGACAAGAGAUUAGGAGAAACAGGGAUAUCAAGGGAGAGCAUUGAUAUUUUUAAAUCUCUGGCUAGGUCUUUAGAUGUGUCUAUUCGGAAGCUCGAACUUAUGGCAGACUUUAUAUAUAGGCGCUAUACAGGAAAGUUUGAAGGGGUUGUUUGCACAGAUGGAUUUGAUGUAACAAAUACAUGGAAUGAAGCAUUAGAGAUUGCAGGGAUAAAAGACUUUGAGGUAGAAACCAGAUACAUUGAAUGUGAAAAGAUGUUUGGGGCUUUUCCAUAUUUACUAGAGCAUAGAAAUUUAUCCUCGUUUGACUUUGAAUCUCCAACAUCAACUCUGAAUCUCAGAAGAAUUCUUAGAGCGAUGGGGCUUGGAAUAGGGGUCAUGCUAGAAGGAGAUCCUGGGAUAGGAAAGACCAGCAUAAUCCAGGGGAUAGCUAGAAAGAUAGGAAGGAAGUGCAUUAGGAUAAAUCUUAGUGAGCAGACCGAGCUAUGUGACUUGGUUGGGAGUUAUCUUCCGAUUGAUGGAGAAAUUCGAUUUAUAGAGAGUGAAUUACUCCAUAGUCUUAGGGAUGGUGGUUGGAUAAUUCUUGAUGAGAUCAAUCUCUGCACUCAAAGCGUAAUUGAAGGAUUGAACUCCGUGUUGGAUUACAGAAGAAAGCUUUUUAUACCUGAGGCCACGGUUAAUGUCCAUAGAGAUACUCGGAUAUUUGCAACUCUUAAUCCAUACAAUUCAGUAAAUGGACGAAAAGUACUUCCAAGAAGUUUUCUUGAUAGGUUUAUAAGAAUUAAGAUGGACAAGUACACUAUAAAGGAUAUUACACAUAUCCUUAACAAGAUGUUUAUGAAGCCUAUAAUAGUGGAUUCAGCAAGUCUAAGAGAGAAUAUUAGGUCAAAUCAAAUGGGGGCAUUAGAAGAUAGAAAAGUCAGUUAUUCUAUUGAUGAGUCUGUUGUAAGGAUCGGUUCUUUUUCUACGAAGAGGAAAGACAGAGAUUUGGACUUUGUAUUGAUACAUUCUCAGCUUCAGCAGAUAGAAGUAAUUAUGAAGUGCAUGGAAAUAAACAUUCCAGUGGUUAUAUCUGGAGGUAUAGGGAAAGACUCCCUUCUUCGGUUUAUUUCUUCUGUGAUUGGACAAGAAAUAAUGAUAUUCAACUGCCAUAAGGAUACAGAUGUGUGUGAUCUUCUUGGACAAUAUCAAAAGAUGCAGAACGGAAUGUUCGAGUGGUGUGAUUCGACUGUUGUGUGUGGGAUAAAAAAGGGAAUGAUAGUUGUAUUUACCGGUGUUGAGUUUGUAGAAAAGUCCGUAUUUGACAGACUGAAUUCCCUAUUUGAAUCUGAAAGGACACUGAAUGUGUAUGAAAGAGGGAUUGAUACGAAUGUUGUUGUCAACCCAUCAACACGACUGAUUCUGAUGGCAAAGGAGCCAAAUAUGUUGUCUCCUGCAUUGCUUGAUAGAUGUAUGCAUGUGGGGUUGAGCGAUAAGGUUGACUAUAUUGAUUUGUGGAAGUUGUUCGUAAGGUCAUCUAUUGACUCGCACCCUGUCUCCCACAGGGACUUUUGUGGGAUAUUAAUGGAAGGAAAUCAGAUUAACUUCGGCUUGGAUCUAAAAAGAUUUAAUCUUUUGGGUAUUUGGCCAGAUUUUUUGAAUAGACGGCUUGGUGGGGUAUAUAACACUCUUGAGGAAUCGGAGAUUGAUAAGCUAUUUGAGUUCAAGGAAAAAAACAUUGCAGGUACUGAAAUAGACACCGAGCUCCUUAACUUUUACAGAAAGAUCAAGCUCCAUGUUAUGUCCCCUCAUGAUGAUGAAUCUAGGAUAAAAUUACUUGCAAACAUCUCCUCCAUGAACUCGGAAGCCCGGAAAACAGUGGCAUUCAUUAAGUCCGCCGAUCUUUCGGUUUUUAAUCGCUUUCAUAGCAACGAAAGAUGUUCUCUUAAUUUCCCAAGAUCGUCUAAGGAUCUGAAGGUAAAAGUUAUCAGAUGUUUCCGAGACAAGAAGCUUUCCGGAUACAAGAGUCUAAGAACGAUUGUAGAAAAACUUGCUGAAGUAAGGUGGGAAUCAUUGCCUGAUUUCGAUACAUUUUUCUUUGAAUUCAUUGAAAGAUGUUUGGAUGAUCCUUUGAACAUACUGAAGAAAGAAUUGACUGCAGAGAUGAAUGUGUUUGAAAACAGAAGUCUUUUGGAGAUACAUAAUACUAUGAAGAACAUGUAUAAAUAUGGAAAAGGAUCUAUAGACGAGAUGGUUGAUGACUAUGAAAACGGUGUUAAGGAGUACAAGGCAAAGAUUAAAGACAUCGAAAGAAGGAUGGAUCGAGACUAUUCUAAGUUUAGGGAUUCAUUGAUGAACUUGGACUUUUGCUCGUACAUGUGUGGAGAUCGAACUUUUUAUGAGUCUUUUGAUGAUAUUUUUGACUACUAUUUGAUCUAUAUGUUUUAUAGAUGGGUUAAUGGAGAGGGAUGCUCGGGAAAAUGCAAGAUCAAACGGUUAGAUGAGCAUUGUUUGGAGGAAAAAAGCGUAAAUCUUAGGGAUGAAGUGCCUGGUGUUUAUGUUAAUUACAGUAUCCUGUGCUCUAACUUAAUUCAUCAGGGAUUGAAAGUUCUUUCUCAUUUAGAAAAGAUAGAUUAUAAAUUGCUGGGGUAUGAGUUUUCAAGAUACUUGAAUUCAUUAUAUUACUCGAAACCAGAGGAUAGAUGCAGCUUGAUUUUAGAAGGUAUUAUUUUUGAUAGGAUGAUAUAUGUCAAAGAAGAUGGAUGGAUAGACUAUGCACUAGGAUUUGACGAAGAAGAUUUAGAUAAAAGUCUAAGAUCUAUAUUUAACAUUAAGAGUAGAGCACGAAUUAUUGAAAUCAACACGGAUAAAAUAGAGAUCGCCAAGGAGUUGAUUUCUUCUAUGGACCAAGAAAUGAUGGAGCUUCCAAUAUUCACAAGUAUCUCAUAUCUUACCGAAUAUACUGAGAAGAAGAUAAUGAAUUCUGAGAAUGAAAAAGACAUCUCACUUAGGAACAUGAAUGACAUGGGUUUUGAUGAGGACAGGGUUUUAGAAUCAACGAUUGUUUUAAAAAAGUGGACUGAAGAGGCCAGCGUUACUGAUAAUAAGAAGGCACCAUUAUACAGUCUAAUGGAAAUUUUGCAAGGAUUUUAUAAGGAUGCAUCUGUUUGUGAUAUAGAAAGGAACUACAAGUACUUCCUAUACUUACUUUUAACUCCAUUCGAUUUUGAAAUGGCAGAAAGAUACUUUUUAGAUUGUUCUGUAUAUGAGUUUGUAGAUAGAGUUAGACAUGCACAAGAGAUGGCUAUAAAGAACAAAGAACCUGUUUUUUACAAUGUGACUUUGAAGUAUGCUUCGUUUGAGGUUGAGAAGAUUUAUGAAGAUAAAAUUAGAGAUGCAAAAUCUAAGCUGAGGAAAGAGCCAAAACUUUAUAAGAAGACAUUGGAAGAUCUAAAGAAGUUUCUCAUAUUGCCUGUUACUAACGUAUUGGAUCUUAAGUUUCCACAACCAUAUCCUGUCUGCCAAGGAUAUCAUCCCGGCGUGUGCACACAUAUUCUAAAGGACAGGUCUGAUUGUGAAUGUAGAGACUGGAUUGAAUUCUCUAAGAAUUUCAAUAAGAAAGAAGUUGAGAAGGCCUUUGAAAAUCGUAGGAUCAAAAAGAAGGAUAUUCUUGAGUUGUUUUUUAACAGGAUUCCUGAGGAUAUGUUUUCUACCUCAGAGAUAUGCUUAGGUAAAGUUGUUAAUCAAAUGAUAGAAGAUACAGCAAUAAUGAAUUUGACACAGAUAUGCAUUGAAAACCUAUACAUACCAUUUAUGCAUUUCACAUUCAUAUUUGGAUAUAGGGAAGAGGAAUUAAUAGAUGGGGAUGAGGUAGGAAUGAAAAACGGAACAGGUAAUGCUAAUAUAAGUGAUCAAAUAAGGCAUGAGGACGAGAUAGAUGAUGAGUAUGGGGAACAUGAGAAAGUAAGUGAAAGCGAUGGAAUAGACUUCGAUAACGAUGGAAGCGUUUCCACUGUCAGUGAGCCUGAAGAAGAAGAACAUGAGAGCGGUGUGGAAGGAUAUAAUGACGAAGAGGAGGAAAGUAAAGAAGAAGAGAAAGAAUGGCUGGAUGAACAAGACACAAGGAUUGAUGUGGAAGACGAGGGUUUUGGAUCUGAAAGGAGUUCAGAGAAUGAGGAAGGAGAAAUACAAUACUCUGAAGACUCGGAAGAAAUUGAGAAUUCAGGAAGAAGUGAAGGAGAUGAUAUGGGAUCUGAGGAUGAAGGCGAUACAAAACCACAAAAUGAUGAAGAUUCAGAUUUUCAUAAUGAACCUAAGACAAAUGAAUAUCAAUUUAAAGAAGGGGCUCUUAACAAGAAUCAGACAUGUGAGGUGGCAGAUAACUAUGAUAGGUGUGUUGCUGGAAACAACCGGGAUGAUAAAGCUCUAUAUGCAGGUGAAGGUAACGAGAGGAUUUCAGGAGAUGAAGAAUCAGGAAGUGGAGAUGCCUUUGAAUCUACCAUAAGAAUAAGAAUAGAAGAAGGAGAUUGCACUAAACUGACUAAUAUGCUUAGAAUAAUCAUGGAGUCAAGAAAAGGUAGUAGAUAUAAGGGCGAUUUUAGAAGUGGAAAGAAAUUGAACAUGAAAAGGUUGGUUCCAUACAUAGCUAGUGGGUUCAGAAGGGAUAGGAUUUGGAUGAAACGGCAAAAGAAUGAUAAGAAAGACUAUAUUCUUCGUUUGUUCAUUGACAACAGCAAAAGUAUGUAUAACCAAGAAAUGGUUGAUACUCUCUUGUCGUUGUACUCCAAGAUAAAUAUAUCUUUCUCCCUGCUUGGAAUACCUGUUGAGGUUUACAGAUUUGGAGAAGUCCUAGAAAGAUGUUCAGUGGAGGACAUGAAAUUCAAUGAUUCUAAGACUAUGAUCGACUGGAUUGACGAAUUUAAUGAUGGAAUCAACAUCAUCUUAACUGAUGGGCUCUUUCAGAAUGUAGGGCAUCAUCAUCCGAACUUCUUAGUUCUAUUGAUAGACAAGUGCAACGUGAAAAAGAUGUCCAAGGUAAUCGUUUCUGAAGGAUCUGUAUUUGUUCAGAGAUAUUUAGACACUUUUCCCCUUAAGUAUUGUAUUAUUUCAGAUGUAGAUGAGCUUGAAUCUACAUUUGUAAUGGCACUAAAUGAACUAAUUAACUCUUGA